Molecule: messenger RNA, 513 nt
Organism: Caenorhabditis sp. 36 PRJEB53466
Lineage: Eukaryota; Metazoa; Nematoda; Chromadorea; Rhabditida; Rhabditidae
Source: the annotation of a GenBank genome assembly
AUGUCGCUCAUCCGCUUCAUUUUCCUCUUCUCUCUAACUAUUGUCUGUUUCUCGAAACUUGGCCAGUGCGAUUCGGCUCCGCUAACCUUUUCAAUAACUUCACUAUUAGUCGAGGUACGCCAACUAUUGUCACUUUCCCGAAUGUUUUCCACCGAAUUGCUGCUUUAGAAAGGCAAAACCGCGUCGAUUUUGCUGUCCGAAACGGCGACGUAUCGGAGAAUCGUGAAAAACGGGAAAGGCGUCAAGACUGAGCACUUGUACCGAGUUUGCAAUGGGAAGAACAAGACGACGUGCGGAUAUUGGCAGAAUGUUAAGGUUUUUCGGCGAAGAUUUGAUAGCGCGUAGCCUGAAUUGGCUCGUUUUCAGACAAAGAAGAAGGUGGCGAGUGGAGCGACUAGUUAUAACAAGAAGAAGCGUGUGUUGGUGGUCAAAAAGUUUCGGGCAACUGACGCCGGCACUUAUAUGACUGGAAAUAAGAAUGAGACGAUGGAAGUGAGCGUUUAUUCCAAUUAG